Molecule: messenger RNA, 1835 nt
Organism: Cladocopium goreaui
Lineage: Eukaryota; Dinophyceae; Suessiales; Symbiodiniaceae
Source: the annotation of a GenBank genome assembly
GGUUGGCUGGGGAUUUCUGCGAAAAUGUCUGCCACUUUGGUUGCAGCUUCCUUAUUCCAAGGCUUGUUAUUGGAUGUUUCGGGCCCUUGUUUUGCUAGUCACUCUCUCCGGCGACUUGAAUUGCUCAAGGCAAUGCCUGCGGGAGGGGGUUUGGACAAAAAACCAGUGAAGCCAAUGGAACAACUCGCAGCUGUUUCCUACGUCACAAUGAGUGGCAGCCUUCAGUUUGUUUCCGUCCCCGACAUGAAGCAGAACCAAGGAGACUCCUACUGCAACGGUCUGAUUCAGCCUGCGCACAACUGGGCCUAUCCGCCAUACGAUGAGGGCUAUGACGCAUCCAGAGGCUAUAGCCGCAACGAGUGGAAUGAGGGCGACUAUGGCUGUGAGGAAACUGACAGCCGUCGUCCCCGUCGUCGGGGUGGCCGCCGCCGCAAGAACAAGGGUACCAUCCAAUCUGUGGGAAGCUUCACCGAUGUGACCACGCCAUCUGCUUCCCCUGCGAAGGUGGGACUUCAAGAUGAGUUUGGAUCUCCAGACCAUUCUGAGGCAACCCUGGAGAUGCUUAAGAUGGCCUCCUCCGAGGAGGAUUGCGCAGCUAUCAUGGCCAGGUUAGAUUCCAAAGAAACAAGGGAUGAAACCAUUGGAUGGGUGUUGGAAGCUGCUGUGCCCUUGGCCCUUUCGAAAGGUGGCACAGUGAUUGUGCAGAAAGCCUUUGACGUUGCAGGGCCCCUUUCGUGCAGUCUGCUGUUGGAUGAAUUGGCACCGAAGGCUAUAGAGCUCUAUGAAUCUCCACAUGGGAAUUGGUGCCUCUGCAAGGCCGUGAUGGUGCUUCCAGCCAAGUGGAUGUCCAAAAUAGUGGAGACGCUUCAGGAAAGGAGCUUCGAGGAGGUCUCCAAACACAAAUUCGGCUGUCGACUCAUGGAGCGCCUCAUUGAACACUUGGAGCCCAGCCAGACGGCAGUGAUUGCAGAGGAAAUCAUUCCGAAAGCAGAUGUCCUCAGCAAGCAUCAGUACGGGAACUUUGUGGUUCAGCACCUCUAUGAACAUGCUCCCAAUCAACGAGACAAGAUUCUGAGCAAGAUCCUGGGCCAGGUGCCUUCCAUGGCUACCCAUCGCACUGCCAGCCACGUGGUGCAAAGAGCUUUGACCUAUUCUGAUGAGCGAGGACAGGCCAUGAUUGUCCAGGCAUUGCUGCAUGGUCAUGGGGAGAACAGCUUGGUGAAAGUUGCGACUGGUCGCUAUGGAAGCUUUGUAGUAGAGCAACUUGGGCAGUUGCCCAAUUGGGAUCUCAUAGUCAAAGCUCGCUUGGAAGCUGAGCUGCUGGAAUUGGUGAGCUCUGCCUUUGGAAGGCGUGUCGCGGAAAACUUCGAGAUAGAGCUGCCGGAGGAGUGGCGUGACUCUGCUGCCAGUGAAUCCUCGACAGGUCAGUGGCCUGGUGCUAAUGAUGAGAGAUGAGCCCUUGAGUUGGUUGCCUGCUUCCGCCGAGAAAGUUGGCGGUGCAAGGCUACGAGAGUCACUUUAGCAUUGUUGGACAGUUUCGCUGCAUUUUUGUACGAAUCAGGCAGGAAUUGGAUGGCAGCCUAUGUGUUGGUGCAGCUUCUCCCGCCCACCAUAGGCUGAAUGUCUGAUCUCAUCCCCGAGCAGGUUUGGAUUUGGGGUGGAGCUGGCAUUGUGCACUUCAUUUGCCAAGGUGCUCUUGUUCGCAUGCUGUUUUGCAUGUCUUGCGAGUUAUUGUUGUUGCCAGCCUUGUUCACCUAAAUUGCCGCCAGAUCCUUUCUUUUUCUCAGUCGCCGAUGUGAUCCGUUUUUCAAUCCCUUCCACAGCUUUGCUUCAGC